Molecule: messenger RNA, 5555 nt
Organism: Vidua chalybeata
Lineage: Eukaryota; Metazoa; Chordata; Aves; Passeriformes; Viduidae
Gene: MDC1
Product: mediator of DNA damage checkpoint 1
Exons: 7
Coding region: 428-5536 (1702 amino acids)
Source: RefSeq, a predicted model, not a curated record
GGGAGCUCGGGCCCAACCGGACGGCGCGGAGGCGCUCGGAAAACUGAAUUAAAAAACGUAAAGAGGCGGCGCGGACCCUUUAAGAGCGGAGCAAAGGCGCGAGCGCAACAGCGGUGAAAAUGGCGGCAGCCGCGGCCCCGCGCGCGCUCAUAUAGGACAAAGCCGCGGUUCCCAUUGGUCGGCACCGCCCCUUUCCAUCCUUCUAUUGGUCAAUCUCGUUGUCAGUCCAGCUCUCUGCUCUCCAAUUGGUCUACAACCUCUCUUAAGCCCCGCCCACCGACGCUCCGGCGCUCUCGGAGGACCUCCCCUCCCCGUCUCUGUGGUCUGGCGAUGAUCGACAUGCAUAGCAGCCAUUGGGAAGAGCGGAUGGGCGUUGGCGCGCAGAAGGAGAGGCCAAUGGGAGCGCUGGGGGCGGGGCCCGUCGGUGAUGGCGCGGGAGGGUGCCCUGGAUGAUCCAGCUGUGCCCACAGAUGUUAAGGGCCCGCAAAAACGCCUUCCCUGCCCCCGGAACGCCCCAGAUGUCAUUGGGAAGGGGCCAGAUCCAGAUGCUGAGGACCCAAAAACGCCCAAAGCAGCUCAAAACACUUUGGAGGCUCCAGAUGUGGCAGCAGAAACCCCAAAUCCAGAUGUGCUGCAGGCCAAAAAUGGGCACCGCAUGCUGCUGGUGGAUAGCGACACAGAUGUGGAGGACGAGGGGCCAAAUCCAGAUGUUGGCCCCCCAAAACAUCUUAAAAUGACCCAAAAUGUGCCUGAAACACCAGAUGUGGGGCUGAAAAUCUCAAAUCCAGAUGAUCCAUGGCUGAAAAAUGGGCGUGGGACGCUGCAGGUGGAGAGCGACACAGAUGUGGAGGAGGAGGAGGUUGAUCCAGAUGCGGAGCCCCCAAAACGACUGAAAAUGACCCAAAAUGUCUCAGAAACUCCAGAUGUGGUAGCAAAGACCCCAAAUCCAGAUGUUUCAGGCCCAAAAACGCGAUGUGGGAUGCAGGUGGUGGACAGUGACACAGAUGUGGAAGAGGAUCCAGGUGUGCCACCCCAGAAAAGGCUCAAACUGACCCAAAACAUGCCUGCAAUUCCAGAUGUGGAGGUGGAAACCCCAAAUCCAGCUGUGGGAAUGCCCAAAACUGGACACUGGACAAUGCUGGUGGACAGUGACACAGAUGUGGAGGGGGAGGAGGAGAAUCCAGAUGUGCAGCUCCCAAAACAACUCAGGAUGACCCAAAACGUACCUGAAACGCCAGAUGUGGCGGGCCCAAAACUCCAUUCCCGGAUGCUGCUGCUGGACAGCGAUACAGAUAUGGAAGAAAAAGUGAAUCUGGAUGUGCAGCCCCCAAAAAGGCUCAAAGUGACCCAAAACGUGCCCAGAAUUCUAGAUGUGGGGGUGGAGACCCCAAAUCUAGCUGUGGAAAGGCCCAAAAUUGGUCAUCAUACGUUGGUGAUGGACAGCGACGCAGAUGUGGACACGGAUCCAGAUAUGCAGCCACCAAAAAGGCUCAGGAGGACCCAGAAUGUGCCCAAAACUGCAGAUGUGCGAUGGGGGACACCAAAUCCAGAUGUUUCAGGCCCCACAGUCGGGUGUCAGAUGCUGGUGGACAGCAGCGACAUAGAUGUGGAGGAGGAUCCAGAUGUGGAGCCCCCAAAAUGGCUCAGAGGGACCCAAAACGUCCCCGAAACUCCAGAUGUGGCUGCAAAGACCCCAAAUCCAGAUGUUUCUGGCCCCGAAAUCGGGCGUCAGACAUUCCUGGUGGACAGUGACACAGACGUGGAGGAGGAGAAUCCAGAUGCUGAAACCCUAAAAAAGCUUGAAAUUACCCAAAAUGUGCCUGAAAGUCCAGAUGUGGUGGCACAGACCCCAAAUCCAGAUGUUGGAGUGACCAAAAAUGGGCGUCAGGCACUACUGGUGGACAGUGACACAGAUGUGGAGGAGGAGGAAGGGAAUCCAGAUGUUUGUCCUUCAAGAAGAUGGAAAAAUCCUCAAAACAUGCUCCAAACUCCAGAUGUGCCCACACAGCCCCCAAGUCCAGCUGUGGAGGGGUCACAGAGGGGUCACCGGGCACUGCUGGAUGACAGUGACACAGAUGUGGAGGAGGAGGCAAGUCCAGAUGUUGGAUCCCAAAAAAGACUGAAACCAGCCCCAAACAUGCCUGAAACUCCAGAUGUGAGGCUGAAAACGCCAAAUCCAGAUGUUUCAGGCACAAAAAUUGGGUGUGCGAUGCUGCUGGUGGACAGCGAGACAGAUGUGGAGGAGGAUGAGAUGGGUCCAGAUGUUCGGCCCUUAAAAAGACGGAAAAUGACCCCAAAUGUGCCUGAAACUCCAGAUGUGCCCACACGGACCCCAAAUCCAGCUGUUGGAGGCUCUGAAUCCAGAUGUGGAGCCUUGGUGGUGGAAAGUGGCCCAGAUGUGGAAGAGGAUGAGGCUGAUCCAGAUGUUCAGCUGUCCAAAAGACAGAAAAUUACCCAAAAUGUUCCCAAAACACCAGAUGUUGGGCUGAAACCCCCAAAUCCAGAUGUUGGGAUGCACCAAAGGACCCAAAAUGUGGCUGAAACUCCAGAUGUGGAGGGGGAAGAGGAAGGGUGGGAUCCAGAUGUGGCCACCCAGCUGUUCCUGCCCCCAAAUCCAGAUGUUGGGGAGGCUGAGGCAGAUCCAGAUGUUAGGAGCCCAAAACAACUCCAAAUGACUCAGAAGCCACACGAAAUUCCAGAUGUGGAAGAGGAAGAGGAAUCAGAUCCAGAUGUAGCCACCCAGCUGUUCCUGCCCUCUCCAGACGUUGGGAGCCCAGAAAGCCCCAAAAUGGCCCCAAAGGACCCCAAAAACCCAGAUGUGGAGGAGGAAGAGGAGUCAGAUCCAGAUGUGGCCACUCAGAUGUUCCUGCCCUCUCCAGAUGUUGGGAGCCCAGAAAGCCCCAGAAUGACCCCAAAGGACCCCAAAGUUCCAGAUGUGGAAGGGCUGCCCUCCCUAGAUCCAGAUGUGGCCACACAGCUGUUCUUGCCUCCACAUCCACGUGUGGGGGUCAGCCCAAAUCCAGAUGUUCUGGGUCCAAAACAACCCAAAAUGGCCUCAAAUUACCCCAAAAUUCCCAAUGUGAGGGUGGAGAACCCAGAUCCAGAUGUGGAGGGGGAGGAGGACUUGGAUGUGGCCACCCAGCUGUUUCUGCCCCCUGAUCCAGAUGUGGAGGGGGAAGGACCCUCAGAUCCAGGUGUUGGGUCCCCAAAACCACACAAAAGUCCCCUAAACCCACCCAGAAUUCCAGAUGUGGACAUGAAGAGCCCAAAUCCAGAUGUGGAGGGGUCACUGGGUAGCCACAGGACGUUGCUGGGGGGUGAUGAUCCAGAUGUGGAGGAGGCAGCCCCAAAUCCAGAUGUGGCAGCCUCAAAACGACCCCAAACGGCCCCGAAAGUCCCUGAGAUUCCAGAUGUGGAGGUGGAUACCCCAAAUCCAGAUGUGGAGGAGCUGGGGAGCCCUGGCCUGGAUCCAGAUGUGGCCACCCAGCUGUUCCUGCCCCCUGACCCAGAUGUGGGGUGCCCAGAAAGCCCCAAAAGGGACCCGGAUGAAUCCCAAAUUCCAGAUGUGGAGCAAGAGGCCCCAAAUCCAGAUGUUGGGGAUCCCCCAAGCCCUGCCCAGGAGGAAGCAGAAGCUCCGCCCACCGUGCAGGUGCGGCGCAGUCGGCGAUUGGCUGAGAGCAGAGGGGGUGGAGCCACAAGAGGCUCCGCCCCCUCCCAGAAGGGACAUUCUCGAGGCCCCAAGCCCCGCCCCUCACCCAAGCCCUGCCCCCAGAGGGGGCGGAACCAAGUAGGGGCAGGGCUUAAAGUAACCCCACCCUCAAUAUCCAUAAAAGGAAAUGGGCGGGGCUCGGUGGUGACCUCAUCCCCAGAGGAGGCAGAGCCAGCAGGGGAUGCCAAGCGCAGGCUCCGCCCCCGGGCAGCGCCGGGCUCCGCCCACAUCCGGGUGCUGUUCACGGGCCUGGUGGCCUCCCCGGCGCUGCGGGUGGCCCUGGGGACGCUGGGUGGCACCGAGGCCACGUCGGUGCACGACUGCAGCCACCUGGUGACCGAUGGCAUCCGCCGGACACUGAAGUUCCUGUGCGCCCUGGGCAGGGGCGUCCCCAUUGUCACCCCCCAGUGGCUGCUAGAGAGUUCCCACAGUGGCCGCCCGCUGUCCCCAGGUCCCUUCCUGCCCCGGGACCCCUCCUGUGAGCGGCGCUUCGGCUUCUGCCUGCGCCCGGCGCUGGCCCGGGCCCGGGAGCGGCCCCUGCUGCAGGGGUACCAGGUGCACGUCACCCCCAGUGUCCAGCCGUGCCCCGAGGACAUGCGGGACAUUGUCACCUGCUGUGGUGGCACCUUUCUGCCACAGCUGCCCCGGGAACACGCGCCCUGUGUCCUGGUGAUCUCGUGUCCCCAGGACCGCUGCCUGUGGCCCCCGGCCGUGGCCGCGCGGCUCCCGCUGCUCUCGGCUGAGCUGCUGCUCUCAGGGGUCCUGCAGCAGCGCCUGGAGCUGGCCCCGUUCCUGCUGAGCCCCUGGCAGCCCCCCCAGCCUCCCCAAAACACCCCUGAGCCCCCUGAAAAAUCCCCAAAUCUCACCCAACAACUCCGAAAUCCCACCCAAAAAAACGCAAAUCCCACCCAAAACCAAAAAAAUCCCACCCAAAAACCCCCAAAUCCAUCCCAAAACCAAAAAAAUCCCACCCAAAAUACCUCGAAUCCCGCCCAAAAUAUCCCAAAUCCCACCCAGAAACGGAAAAAUCCCUCCCAAGAACCCCCAAAUCCCUCCCAAAAAACCCCAGAUCCCACCCCAAAAACCCCAAAUCCCACCCAAAAAAGCAAAAACACAUCCCAAAAAAACCCAAAUCCCUCCCAGAAACAAAAAAAUCCCCCCCAGAAAUGCCCAAAUCCCACCCAAAGUACCCCACCCCAAACCCAUUCCUGGCCCCAUUCUGGGGCCUCCACCCCCCCGCCGAGCCCCCCCAGGACCCGGAGUGGGCGGAGACCCCCCCAAAAUCCCCCCCUCAAAACCCCAAAUUCAGGGACCCCCAAAAAACCCGCAAAUCCACCCCAAAAAAACCCAAAUCCACCCAGAAAAACCCCAAAACAACCUCAGGGUCACUCAGAGGGUCCCGACCCCGAUUUUGGGGUCCCAGAUCCCCCUCAGGAUCCCCCCAGGACCCGGAGUCAUCGGGGACCCCCCCAAAAUCCCCCUCGGGACCCCCCAAAUUCAGGGACACCCAAAAAAACCCCAAACCUGCCCCAAAAAAACCCAAAUCCACCCCCAAAAAACCCCAAGCAGCCCCGGAGUCUUUCAGGGGGUCCCAACCCCAAUGUUGGGGUCCCAGAUCCCCCCCUGGAGGCCCCCAGGACCCGGAGCGGGCACAGACCCCCCCCAAAUCCAAGGAACUCAAAAAAAACCCCAAACCUGCCCCAAAAAGCCCCAAAUUCCAUCCCAAAACGGCCCCGGGGUCCCCCCGAGGGUUCCCCCCCCAGUUUUGGGGUCCCCGAGCCUCCCCCGAGCCCCCCCCAGACCCGGAGCCGCCGGGGGCACCAAUAAAGUGAAUUUGGGCAGUGGA